AUGUGGAUUGGCCUCGCGCUUUUUGGUGUCUUUUUCUGCCUGGCCCAUGGCAUAGACCCGGGCAAGGAUUACUACUGGCGACGCUGUCUCAGACGGCAAUUGCAAGUCGGUGACGUCUUCACGGCAAAGGGCAAAAUACAGAAUGGCAUGCAGAGAUGGACAUGUGGACUCGAGGCAAGAUACGCCAUUGAUGUAUUUGGCCACUUUGACCACCGUAACUUCCGGAAUUCGUCACAUCCGCUGGUGACAUAUUCGCAUCGCCUUGGAACGGAGAAGCCCUGGCAGCCCGGCUAUCAAUACCGUCAACUGCCGUUCGCCGCCGGAGCGGACUUUGAGAUCACGAUUCGAGUGAUCACCGCGACCCGGUGCUGCGGUGAUAUCCAGAAUGUGACACUCACUGGGACGCCAUUGGGCAAAAAUGUGAUCCGUCAAUGGGACGCACCAUGUCCAUCGUUUGAUUCCACCGACAAGGCCGCCGACGAAGGUGCCGACGAAGCGACCACA
This is a messenger RNA of Mesorhabditis spiculigera, 504 nucleotides long. The record is from the annotation of a GenBank genome assembly. NCBI's taxonomy places the organism in Eukaryota, Metazoa, Nematoda, Chromadorea, Rhabditida, Rhabditidae.